AUGGCGUCAAUUAUUACUUCCAUCAAGGACCUCGUCACCUCCAUAUUUGAGGUGAUAUUCUCUGUCAUCAAGAGCACGCUAGAUACCGGGUAUCAGCUGCUCAUGGCCUUUGUCCACUUCUUUGCCGGCAUUCCCAAGGUGCUACAGCAUAUGGUGAAGGGCAGUUUGGAAGCUGCAGGCGGAGUUGGGGCAUUCAUUACCAGUAACCUCCUCGUUAUAGCUAUGAUCGCCCUUGGCAGCUAUGGCUACCUGGUAUAUCGUCGUCGUGAAGGCCGCCCAGUGCAGGCUGGGACCAAGAAGUUGAAUUAA
Penicillium robsamsonii is the source of this 309-nucleotide messenger RNA. RefSeq lists its product as uncharacterized. Lineage: Eukaryota; Fungi; Ascomycota; Eurotiomycetes; Eurotiales; Aspergillaceae. The transcript has 2 exons. The record is from RefSeq and is a predicted model, not a curated record. The coding region runs from base 1 to 309 and encodes 102 amino acids.